This is a messenger RNA of Linepithema humile (Argentine ant), 2342 nucleotides long. It is a transcript of the gene nuf, whose product is annotated as rab11 family-interacting protein nuf. Gene Ontology annotation, cellular component: recycling endosome membrane; midbody; cleavage furrow. The record is from RefSeq and is a predicted model, not a curated record. Gene Ontology annotation, biological process: endocytic recycling; regulation of cytokinesis. Lineage: Eukaryota; Metazoa; Arthropoda; Insecta; Hymenoptera; Formicidae.
AGUGACGGCCCCGGGUGACGAAGGAUGGUGAGUUCCCGCACGUCCAGCGCGAACGUUACAUCCACCGCUAACGGCGGCGCGAUCGACGGUGUGGCAUCGCGCAAUAACGACGACCGCGCGACGACGAACGGGGUUGUCGUCGGCCAGGAGUGGAACCAAAGCGGACCGCCGUCAUUGUCGAUGUCGGUCGACCUGCACAAUCUUGUCAGCUCAAAUAUAUCGGACUCCGAACGCUACUCCGCGAGCCCGGAUCAUCAAGCCGCGACCACUGGCACUGCCACCAUCAAGAUUGGGUGCCACGACGAGGAGAGCUACGAGGGCUUCGGCUCCGUGGAAGGUGAUUUCGUCGGCGACGACGGUCCAGAGUCGCCGGGCGGCAGUAGCUCGGCACCCUCGCCGACUGGUACCGGUUCUCACAGAAAUCCAAGAAGUCCGGACUCCACUGUCGGAAGGCAUUCCUGGUUGCGUACGUCGUUGCGGAGAACGCCUCCUUGUUCGACCAGAAAGAGACUCAGCACUAAUGCAUUAGCGAGCCAGCUUUAUCGUAGUGGGAGCUUCAACGGUUCGGGAAUGGGUUCCAACUAUGAUACUACAGAUGAUGUGUUCAGCGACGUAUCUUUAGAAGAUGUGAUGGAUCUCAGUCACAAAGUUCAAUUGAUCCAGGAACAAAUGGAUGCCUUCGUAGAUACGAAGUCGGUCGGCGAAGAAAGGUAUGCUCGAGCGAAACAGGAAAAUGCAACGUUACAGGCUCGCAUACUGAUGCUCGAGGAAGCGCAGAAGGAUGCGGAAACGAGAGCCGAGGAGAAGAUUCAAUCCGAGCAACGACGGCACCGAGAAUGGGCGAGUCGUUUGGAACGCGAGCGUCAGUUGCAGCUGGAGAACUAUGACAUUAAGCUGCAGGCGGCCGAGCUGGACAGCUCCAGUUUACGGGACGAAAUUGCACGAGUGCGCGAGCAGCUCGAAAGAGCGAAGGCGGACAAGUCGCGGCUCGAAAACAAUCUCCAGGAGGCCAAGAGAGAAGCGGACGCCGCGCGCGAAAGUGAACGUCAUGCGAUAAGCCGAGCCAACGAAGCUCAUCAUCUGCUCGACGCCAUGAGAGAGGAACUUUCGUUGCGGAACGAGGAUCAGCAGAGGCUCGAGGAAUUGGUACAGCAGGUAGCUGAACUUCAAGCUCGUAAUAAAAGCUUGGAAGAAUCUCGAGACGAAUUGCAGGCUGCUGCAGCGCUGCAAGCAGGUCGCGAACUUUUAAUGCUGAAUCCUUACAACAAUAAUGCCGAGAAAGGACCCAGUCUCGCUGUGGAGUUGUUAGCCGGCAUGAAUCCAGAUCAGAUAGAUAGCCCGGGAAUCGGGGAGCUUGGCGAACCGUGCACGAUGGCUGAAUUAAAACAGGCAUUAAAGGAACAGCAAGAAGUGAACACGCAAUUGAGAACGUACAUUGAUGGGAUAUUAUUAAACAUCGUGGAAAAUUACCCGCAAUUGUUAGAAGUGAAACAAACGCAUUGAAACAUAGACUGUCGUUAAAUUCUGUUCUAAUACUUGCGAGGCAAUUGUACAUUAUGUUUCUUUGUUGAAUCGAAGAUUGGAGUGGCUUAGAAUCUGGCCUGGAGAAUUUAUAAUUCUAUUUUAUAUAUAUCAAUAUUUUAACAUAAAAUUCUGAGCGCAAAAAUUCGCGCGUUGAAUUUGCCUGUGAAAGAAAAGUCAAUUUUAAUCGAAAAGCCCAAAGUGAUACCCGAAAUUCUAAAAGAUGUCUAGAGAAAUUUAUAAAAAGAAAUCUAAAUGUUUUUUAGAAUUUUGCGCUAUUUAGGAUCGAAAAAUAUACUCGUUUUCAAUAAUUUCAAUUUUAGAUAGAUUGUUUAUACAUUUAGAUAAAAGUGAUACUAUUGCAGUUGUGUGUAACGAUGUGGGAGAGAUCUCCAGCCGAUUUCCUUUCCGUAACGAGCUUUGCAUACUUUAUCGUCCGCAAACUUUGUGUCGAUUUAUCACUGCCGUUGUUGCUAGGUUUUAUCGCGCAAAUUUAUUGUUAUUCAAGAUAAUAAGCGAAUCUCGAUUGUACUUCCCGGAUUUUUCGCACGUCGUCGAAAUAUCUGGUACAUUUCAACACACGCGAGAUUGUUAAGGUACUUGCAUACAUUAACGACGGUUACCUAAAUGAAUACAUACACAUGUGACAACGGCGAUGACGUGACUGCGCUAUAUGUCGCGAAAACUGUGAUGCGUUAGAGUACCUUUUAAAGUAAAGUCUAGUAUCAGCAAUAAGCACCUGUAAUUUGACGGGUGAAAAUCUUGUACUCUAGAUCUUUAUACUGAAAGUUAGUAAAAUUAUAAUUAAAUGAUUAUAUUUU